This is a messenger RNA of Thermochaetoides thermophila DSM 1495, 2889 nucleotides long. RefSeq lists its product as uncharacterized. NCBI's taxonomy places the organism in Eukaryota, Fungi, Ascomycota, Sordariomycetes, Sordariales, Chaetomiaceae. Bases 1 to 2889 code for a protein of 962 amino acids. The record is from RefSeq and is a predicted model, not a curated record. The transcript has 2 exons.
AUGGUCGAAAAGGAAGACGUCGAAGCUCUGCUGAAGACAGGGUCCUGGAGGACCUCGCGCUCUCGGAGCCGAGAUCCCCGCGACUCAUACCGAGUGCGUUAUGAUGCGCCGUACGACCAUGCUAAGUCAACCAUUUCCAUCUCUUAUACCCUUGAGCGGUCUUCACGGCAGACGUGGCCUCCUCCUCCGACUGUCGAGGAUGAGGCCGUGGCAUUGGCAAAGGAGUAUCCGGGUAUGCGAGAAUGGCAGCCACCAGCUGAUGAAGAACCGAAGAACCGCGGUACAAUCGACCAAAUCCCCCUUUUUGAAGUCGUUCAUGAGUACAAUCCAGAGCGCCGAUUCAUAUACAUACCUGGCGCAGCAACCCAGGAAAGCAACAAUGUUAAUCAAGCUCGCUACGAGAACAAUACGUGCCGGAAAUUCGUUCUGGUAACUAAAGACAAAGGCACUGAUGAAAAGAAGGCGGUCGACGAGAAAGUUACCGCAAAAGGACAGGGCGUCAGCCAAGAGAAGAGCACUAAGAAACCCGACAGCCCUCCCAAGGUUGAGGUCCCAGAAGAGAAGCCAAAGACCGAGCUGCCGAAACGAAAAAGUCACCAGGAUCUACCCCGCCUCAACACAAAUCUUGUUGGUCAGGAGCAGCCUGUUCACCGUUCCAGCAGCCGACGUGGCCGAGAGAAACCAGUUGCAGACCAAGAUACUUUGAAGCAAAGCCAAACUAACAACCAACCAAGUGCGAAGAAAUCUGAUGGCGAUGACUUUAUCUCGCCAUCUGUCCAACAGACGAUCGGCAGGCGUGACAAGGCUUAUUGGGACUACCAUCUACCAUCACAGAGAAAAUCUGGCCACAGCCCAUCACGAUCAGAAGCUGGUGUGGAAGUGUCCGGCAAGAGACGGGCGGACCGUACCGGCUCUAAACAUCUAGCUACUCCCUCGAAUCGUCGUCGCUCAUCAUCUACACAUGGCAUGCCAAUCCGCAACAACUCGACUGCUGAGCAGCCACAAUCGUUCAUACAACUGGCUGAUAGUGCUUUCAACUUUGAUCGUGAUGCCCUUCUUGGGCGGUUUGCGCUUUCGUCAUGGGGCAAGAAUGAUAUCUACGGUUACAUGGAGCCGGGAGUGGAUUACAUGACUGGGGUCCGAGACAUAGCCCAAAACUCCUUCCCGCAAAGGGCUGCUCAGAUUCCUGAUCCCCAACUGCAUCCCCGUGGUGCCAGAGAGAUGCCUUCAUCAUCGCCCUCGCGUAGACGUAACCGGAGACGGGAAGUCCAAGAGCGAGAGCGUUCGUCAAGUGAUGAGGAAGCCUACAAGGGAAAGCCGCCCCGUCAUUCGGAGUUGCCAUAUCCCAGUACACCUGCACUAGAGCUUGAGGAGCCAGCUCACAGCUUGGAUGCAGCAUGGCAGCCAAGUGCCAAGGGGUUGGGCCCAAUCCCGCAGUUAGCUCCUCCCCCCUCCGGAGGAUACCAACGAGAGAUUUCACCGCCGCAGAGCUCCCGGCCUGAGCCGAUGUCGGUAGGAAGGGCUCGACGGAACAACGACCUCUCUGAAUCACCUGCUGCGAGUGGUUCAUCGCCAAGGAGAAGCACACAUAGCCUCAUAAUCGGACCAGAAAAGUCUCCCAGAGACCAGAGUGUCGAUUUUCUGCCAAGCGCGUCGAUGUCAGUGCGCCCCGCCAGGCUCACUUACAGCCGCAACCAUGCCAUUACAGAGUUCACCCCAUCUGCUUCAGCUACCUCCCUUCUCUCACUGGAUUCAUCCACGGAUACACCACCCCUACUUGAUUGGCAGCCGGGUAAUCUGGAUGAAAGAAUUCUCAAAAGAUCUGGUGGUGGGCGCUUGAAGCUAGAGCUAGACCGGCUCUCCGACUGCCCGUGGAAAUACCCCAUGGUUGUUACCUAUCCGGGUAUCAAUAAUCAGUUUGUGGCGCUGAAUACUGCUGUUAUCGACUUCACAAUCUGUGUGGAAUGCUAUUGGAGGCAUUUUCAUGAGACGGAUUAUCAGGGCCUCUUUGUCGCCGCACCCAGCCGACAGGUCGGCCAGUUAAUUUCUUGCGACUUCGGCUCCUCAGUCUGGUACCGCAUCGCCUAUAUUUUGACUAAGGAGCAAAAACUUCCAGAUCUACGCUUGAUGGAGCACAUUGCAUAUGUUGCAGCACGAACCGAGCCUUGCACAGGCACUCAAUUCCUCCCGCGCAAUUGGUACAGCAUCCAUCACCGUGACCCCGCAUAUGGCUACGUUGAGGAGUUCAAUGUCUGUCAGAGAUGUGUCAGAAUUCUUGAAGUUCUUCUCCGCCCUUUUAAGGGCCUUUUUCAACCGAUUGCAGAAGAACUCCGUAGGAGCUCGGGUAUCUGUGAGAUGCACUAUGCACCCGACCGCAAGCGCUUCUUCACCUAUUUCCACAUCUUGCGAGAGGCGGCUGAGAAGGCACUCGAGCGAAGCGUUCCUGUUAACGUGAACGAGGUUGCAAGGCAACUUCGAGCUGUUUUAUUACACGAUGAGUGCAUGCGCGACGUGAAGGUACCAGAACGCGCAUGGUUUGUGCUAAAGCAGAUACCAGAGUUCACAGUCUGCGAGGAGUGCUACGACACCGUGGUGUGGCCGAUAAUAGAGGCUAAGCGGAAUAACGUCGUGGUCAGGAACUUCCUGGACAGACGGCAAGUCAGGGCCCAUGCGUCGUGCCAGCUGUACAGCGACCGUAUGCGCAAGGUGUUCAGGGAAGUAUGUGAGACUGGUGACUUUAAAUAUUUGGCGCAUGUGUUGCAGGACAGGAUGCAGGAGAUGUUGGAGAUUGAGAAGCGAUAUGAGCAGCUCAAGAAGGCGAAUCAAGCAGAUCCAGACGUGCAAAGGGAGUUGGCCGCGUUGGCCAGGAGGUUCAAGGAGAUCGAGUAG